Messenger RNA from Labeo rohita (rohu), 3992 nucleotides. It is a transcript of the gene wnt5b, whose product is annotated as wingless-type MMTV integration site family, member 5b. The record is from RefSeq and is a predicted model, not a curated record. The transcript has 5 exons. Gene Ontology annotation, cellular component: extracellular region. Bases 782 to 1873 code for a protein of 363 amino acids. Gene Ontology annotation, molecular function: cytokine activity; frizzled binding. Gene Ontology annotation, biological process: neuron differentiation; multicellular organism development; canonical Wnt signaling pathway. NCBI's taxonomy places the organism in Eukaryota, Metazoa, Chordata, Actinopteri, Cypriniformes, Cyprinidae.
GAGUAGGCAAUGCACAAACUAGUCAAAACUCAGUCUUUCACCCCCCUGCCUGCGGACCGAAGCAGUCGCUAGAGUUUCUUCGUCGUCUGCUUUUAGUGCUUUCUGUAAGCACCAGAGUUUUAGGCGAAAAGCCCGAACGAACAGCCUCUGGAAAGAAAAGAGGGGGAAAGUUUAAAAAAGGUUUCCGUGUGUCCUGCGCGAAAGGAGGAUUUAAUGCAGAACUGCAAAAAGUUGUGAAUGCAUGAGAGCUCUGUGAGGUGGACUGAUUGACUCCAGACUGCUUUUGUCUACUAAUUUCUCUAAUAAGGAGGAAAAGGCUUUUGUCGCUCCUGUUGCGCACCGCCAGCGCAGCGCGUUUGUUUGCGCUCUUGUCAAACUUUCGAAUGUUUAAUUGACACCUGUUGCGUGACGUCGCCCGGUAAGUGUAUCAAAACUUUGAAAAGUUUACCUCGAGUGAUUUUCGCGGAACUUUUUUUUUGCAAUGGACAGCGCCGGACUGUUUUGGAGUAUGUUCUUGAAGUGAAUGAAACGCAGAAAAACAGUGGAAACGCAAAUGCCAAGUUGAAUUGAUCGGAGGUGGAUUUGUUUCGUAUUUUCAGAAGUAACUCCUACUUUGUAUGCGCUUCAAAAGAACAUCACGUAGAGGAGAAGACCAGCUUCAGCUGUCAGGACUUCAGCUCUGGAACUUUGGAGGAACUUUUGGAGACCUACGCUGAACGGAUAGAUCGAGAUCUGCAAACAAAGGAGGCUCUUCGCGUUUCCAUUUCUUGGACGAGGAAGGAUGGAUGUGAGAAUGAACCAAGGACACCUACUUUUGGCAGUGACCCUCAUCGUCUGCAACUCUCAGCUGCUGGUGGUCGCCAACUCAUGGUGGUCAUUAGCCAUGAACCCCAUCCAGAGACCGGAGAUGUACAUCAUUGGAGCACAACCUCUGUGCAGUCAGCUGACGGGCCUGUCUCAGGGUCAGAGGAAGCUCUGCCAGCUCUAUCAGGACCAUAUGGUUUAUAUCGGAGAGGGGGCAAAGACGGGCAUCAAGGAGUGUCAGUAUCAGUUCAGGCAGAGGCGAUGGAACUGCAGCACGGUGGACAACACAUCCGUGUUCGGCCGCGUCAUGCAUAUAGGCAGCAGAGAAACAGCUUUUACUUACGCCAUCAGCGCAGCGGGCGUCGUGAACGCCGUGAGUCGGGCGUGCCGUGAGGGUGAGCUUUCCACCUGCGGCUGUAGCCGAGCGGCUCGUCCUAGAGACCUCCCGAGAGACUGGCUAUGGGGCGGCUGCGGGGACAACGUCAACUACGGCUACCGCUUCGCCCGGGAGUUCGUGGACGCCCGUGAGCGUGAGAAGAACUACCCACGUGGAUCUGUCGAACAUGCACGCACGCUUAUGAACCUACAAAACAAUGAAGCUGGGAGAAUGGCAGUGUACAAUCUGGCCAACGUCGCAUGCAAGUGUCACGGAGUCUCCGGUUCGUGCAGCUUGAAAACCUGUUGGCUCCAGCUGGCCGACUUCCGUCGUGUGGGAGAGUUCCUGAAAGAGAAGUACGACAGCGCCGCCGCCAUGCGCAUCAGCCGACGAGGCAAGCUGGAGCUUGUCAACAACCGCUUUAACCCCCCGACGAGUGAAGACCUGGUCUACAUCGACCCCAGCCCGGACUACUGCCUGCGUAACGAGACCACGGGCUCUCUGGGCACCCAGGGCCGCCUGUGCAACAAGACCUCGGAGGGCAUGGACGGCUGCGAGCUCAUGUGCUGCGGUCGCGGUUACGACCAGUUCAAGACCUACAAACACGAGCGCUGCCACUGCAAGUUCCACUGGUGCUGCUACGUCAAGUGCAAGCGCUGCACGUCGCUCGUAGACCAGUUUGUGUGCAAGUAGCAGCCUAGGGACGGGACAGACGCCCUGGGAGAGGCACUGAGCAAUUAGCGGGAGAAGAACGGGACCCUUAACGGACCCAGAGGGGGAACUUAGAGAUAAUUAAAUGUAAAAUGAUAUAUUAAAUAGUAACAAAUUAAAGUAUAUAAAUAAGUGUACGUGUGCCGUUGAUAGUAAUUUAAUGACCUUUUCUGACUCAAGAAUCACAAGUUGGACGUCAUUGAUGAAAAGGAGGCACCGGUGUGACGUUUUCUGGCUCAAGCUGUUGUUCUCUUCAAUUCAGAGAGGCACGAACUCUUUGCUUGUUCUAAAAAGAAGAGCCUACAAACUCUUUAGAGACUCUAGGAAAGGGAGAGAUGCAGAAAGAGGAUGGAGAACAACGGCUCAUCGCAAAUCGCCCUCGGUCCGCCGCUGAUUCGCCUCCACAAACACCUUGCCGAUAUCAGAGCUCUUAAGAACCUUGAGUCAGAGAAAUGUGGAAUUAUCGGACGUUGUGUUCCAUGAUGUCAUAAAGAUCCUUGUGAUAUGACAAGAACAGAAUGCUGCCUGUUACCCGUCACACAAGACACCUGGAGGGACGUGUGAAAGAUGAAACCAGGAAUGUUUUUACCUGAAUUGGAGCGACACGCACACACAAAACUCCUUUUAUUCUUCCAAAAUCAUUCGAUUUGUAUCCUUCGUAAAAAUCUGUUAUGAACCUUUGAUGCAUUUCAGGGGCAUAUCUCGGAAUUACAUCUAAUGUAGAGCAGAGAAUAUUGUGUUUGUUCUGUCACUGUCUUUGUCAUUGUUGGUUGAAACGGUUCAGAGCCUCACGGUAAUGAAUGUGUGUCUGGUAAAUGAAAAUAGAAAAAAAAAAAAGGCUACAUGAUAAGGACUGCAAAAACUAUUAUUGUAACCAAAUACUAGUGGUUCAGAUUAUAUUUUAUUAAUUGCUUCUCAUUUUAUACAUCAUAUGUAUUGUUCUGAUUAUUAUUUUUUGAUAAAGAAGCUUUUUACUGGGGAUUUAUAUGCUAGCAGAGAAGAUAUUACUGGCCACUGGAUGGAACGGGCGAUCAUAGCCGAACUCUCCCACUGUCAGGCCACCGAACAAGACAAUAAGAUCUUUUGUUCAUUCAUGAGUGUUUUGGAGGAAAACUACACUUGUAAAUAACAGUCAGUCAGUCAUAUAUGCCAUUAACACUUACCAUCUCUUUGACAUGUCACUCCACAGUUUGUUUGCUGCCCUGUGAUCAUAUGCUUGUUGUGUGUAUUCCCCCUCAUUCAAACCAGUAAUAUUAAAAAUAUGAAUAGUGAUUAUUAUUACAUACUCAGCUGCUUUACUUCCGUUUAACUCUCUUUGUUUGUUCUGUUUGCUUUGUGGAAUGACUUCAUUACAUUUAUGACCAGGGUUAUGCAUAAGUCAUUAAAAUGCUGCUCACAUGAUAUAUUCUACUGAUAAGGUCAAGACUUUUUGUGUCACAUUAUCUAUGUGUUGUAAGGUAAAUGUAAUGUAACCUUUACACUCAUGCCAAUAUUCAAAGGCAGUGAUCAUGAAGUAAUGGAUAACAGUUAGGGGUCAACCGAUAUGUGUUUUCAGGGCUGCAAGUCAACCGAUAUGUGUUUUCAAGGCUGAUCAAUUAGACUGAUAAUAUUUCGAACCAAUAUAUAUGCCUGGUAUAAAAAUGAAAAUUAAUGUCAAAUAAGAAUAACAAGGGCUAUGACAAAAACUUUCUUUCAAUGCUUUUAAAAUAUUUUAUUGGCGAAUCAGUUUUGAAAAUCAUAGAUACCGAUAACCAUAAGAAUGCUUAAUAUCGGUCGACCCCUAAUAUCAGUAGACCUAGUUAGAGCAGUGCCAUAUUUCAUUUUUGACAGGAAUAAAAAUGAGGCUGUGAAGGAUAGAAGUACAUGCAUUUAAUGGAAUGUAUUGUUGUUUAACAACCGAUUAUUCAGCUGAUGAAACAUCAGAAUUGUGAAAUUAUGUGAUCUAGGACCUUUACACAUUGUGUUUCUUUGUAAAUACUGUUUGUCUAUCCAUCACAGCCUUGUUUUUAAUAUGGUGUCUAACCUGACCAGGGUUAUAGAUUGCAUAAAGUUAUAUGUGCAUAAGUCAUUAAAGUGCUGCUCAUAUGAUCUGUUCUACUGA